Drosophila albomicans is the source of this 2488-nucleotide messenger RNA. It is a transcript of the gene Exo84, whose product is annotated as exocyst complex component 8. Gene Ontology annotation, cellular component: exocyst. The record is from RefSeq and is a predicted model, not a curated record. The transcript has 5 exons. Bases 137 to 2239 code for a protein of 700 amino acids. NCBI's taxonomy places the organism in Eukaryota, Metazoa, Arthropoda, Insecta, Diptera, Drosophilidae. Gene Ontology annotation, biological process: Golgi to plasma membrane transport; intracellular protein localization; exocytosis.
UUUUUAUACUGACCCAUUACGCCCCUCUGCUUACGUUACGUAGCUGUGCACUUGUGUGUUUACGUAGUUACCCACAACAACAGUAGUAGACGCUGAGCCAUCAUCACAGUUUUGUUUUCUAUUUUUCCGCCCUACAAUGAAGGAAUUCGACGAUUUUAACUUUAGCGUGGACAAGUAUACCAAAGAACUGACACGCGAAUGUGUCGGAGGCAGCGAUUUGCAGCAACGCAAGAAGGAAAUCGAGGCGUACAAUGAGCAAACGUCGGCAACGCUCAAGCAAACAUGCAAAAAGAACUAUAUGCAGUUUAUACAAACCGCCAAGGAGAUAUCACGUAAUACAGUUUAUGUUCAUACAGAUUAUUCCCUUCUUCAAUCAAUUCAACCAAUUCUUACAGAUCUCGAGUCGGAGAUGUAUCAGCUGUCGCAUAUUCUUAUCGAGCAACGCAACAUCUUGGCCACCAUGACAGAUGGCAAGAUGAGCAGCCAACUAAAGGCGAACGACAGCCUUGAGGCUGCAGAGGCAAACGCCGCCGCAGCCACGGAGGAUGUGGAGAACAGUCAUGCAACACGAGCCGUUAAAGAAAUGGUGCAGGGUUUCAAUGGCAAUUUGGAAGGCAAGACAUUCCUCAACGAGGGUGCGCUCAUCGAGCUGGAUGGCAAUGACUAUCGCCCUAUACAGCGUGUUUUCUUUUUCCUCUUCAACGAUGUACUGAUUGUCUGCAAAGUGAAGCACGAUAAGCGUCUGGAGUUCCUCACUGAGUAUGAUCCCAAGAAGAUUGCUGUCAUCAACAUCAAGGAUCUGGAUGGCGUCAAAAAUGCAAUCAACAUUAUCACUCCCGACGGUUCCAAGAUCUAUCAGAGCAUCACGGCAGCAGGCAAAAGCGAAUGGAUUGAAAAGUUGGAGGAAGCGUUUCGCUUUGAUCAGCAGAAGAAAUCGAAGAAGGGUCAAGCGCCACAGCCACCAGGACGCACCAAGCAGCAGCAGACGCCCUCAAAGAGCACCACACCCGAGAAGCUGCAGGAUCAGAGUCCCAGCGAUGCGCAACCGAAAUCGCUGGAGGAUGAAACGCCAGAGUGGCUGAGCACGGCCAGCGAGGAGCUGCAAACGCUGGUGGCCCAACGACACUUUGAGGACGCCCAAGCGCUUAUAAAGCGCACCCAGGAUUUUCUGCGGCAGGCUGACAGGAAGAAACUGCCGCAAGCGGAUGCCAUCGAGAGCAAGGUGAAGCAACAGGAACAAAAGCUAACUAACGUCCUCAUCCAGGAGCUGUCAAACAGUCACAAUCGCAAUCUGCAAAUUGCCUUGCGUGCCGCUCGACGGCCGCUCAAGAUUCUAGUGGAGAUGGGACGCUCCAGGCAGGCAAGUGCCACUCUACUCAAAGUGUGCACAGUUAGUCUGCGUGUGGCACAGCGUGAGGCACGCCGCAACAAUGCCGAAAUCUCCGAGUUAUUCUUCUGCGAUCUCACCCAAGUGGCCUGUGACUUUCUCAGCGCCUUCGAGCAGCAGCCGGCUUGUGUUAGCGCUCUUGUGGUGUGGUGCAAUGCAGAGCUGCAGUACUUUGCUAGCCAGCUGAUCAAACACUACCUGACCAAAGGCACCUCACUGGAGGCGGUGGCCAAGUGUGUGGAACGCGUGCGUAAACCUGCCACCAAGCUAACCGAGAUUGGUCUGGACAUCAGUUAUCACUUGGAGGGUCUGUUGCGCACCACUUUGGAGUCACUCAUCGAAGAGUCGAAGCAACGUUUGCUGGAUGCUGUCGGACGCACUGAGGAGAGCUGGCAGCCUUAUAAUCUACAAACCAAGUCGAACCUCAAGCGGCUGCUGCAUGAGCUGGACACUUUGGGCAUUGAUAUGCGUGCCCAGGCCACAGGCGACACCUGGUUGAAUUUGACACAAUCCACGCUGGUCUUUGUGCGGCAAUUCCUUCAGCUGACCGAGUACUGUGGCUGUCUAGCCAAGGGCGAGGCUCUGAUGCAGAGUCUGGAGCAGCUUCUACGUGAUCUAUUUUUGGCACAACACGCGCUGAAACCACCUAGCGACUUGGCUGUCGAUCCUAACUUUGUGAUGAAGAACAAAGUGUUCCUGGUGGACAACCUGCUGCCCAUUGCCAUCGAUAAGUUUCGUCAGAUUUCGGGUCGCCAAUGUGAGAUGUUGCGUGAGCUGCACACUAAGCUGGCACGUCAGCAAGGAGCUCCAUUGCCACGACAGCGCAGCGUUUACACAACAGAUGUGUUCUAGAGGACUACUCUACUGACUAUAUAUAGUUUAGUUUACUUUGAUUACAUAUAUAAUUUUUUAUUUUUCUUUUUCGUUUUGCUUCAAUUAUUUAUAAUAUAAUUAUAUACAUAUAUAACCACAAUAAUAAUAAUAAUAUUUGUAAAAUUAAAAAUCGAAGCGUGUGCUGCACUCUAUUCUGUUUUCUUUUUUGUUUUGUUUUGCUUAUUACAAUGUUUCGCUGGGCGCGAGAUGUGCCCACAUUCUAUAUAU